CAACUCUUCGUCCUUCUCUUAUGGCAUCCAGUCGCGGAAAAUCAUUCUUACAAGAAGAAGAUCAAAUUUUAUGCGCUACAUGGCUUGAAAUAUCUCAGGAUCCAGUUUUAGGUUCCAAUCAAAAGAAAGACAAGCUAUGGGAGCGAAUUUCAGCUCUAUUUCACGAAAGGAUUUCCAACGUUUACACCGGACAUAGGAGCCCGAAGUCUCUCUCAUGCCGAAUGCAAUUAAUUAUGAAAGCCAUCAGUAAAUUUCGAGGAUGCAUUCGACAAGUCGAGCGCCUCAAUCCAAGCGGUGCUUCUGAACUUGAUAUUAAUAAACGUGCUAGGAUCAUAUUUGCAGAAGAUCCAGAAGAGAAAAGAGGAUUUCUAUUUGAUCAUGUUUGGCCGAUUUUGAAGGAUGCAGAGAAGUGGGCAAAUAUAAGCGUCAUGCCUUCUGCAUCUUCCAAAAUUUCAAAGUCUCGCUUGUCUCAAGGAUCUGAUUCAAACUCUCCUGUCAUUGACUUAAAUGAAGACAAUCAGGCAUAUAGUCCUAAUGACGACGACCAUUCACCAAUGAGCAUUUCAACUAGUCGACCAAUUGGAAGGAAGAAAGAGAAGUUGAGAAGACGGAAAGAAAUUGAAAGGAACAUUGACUUUGAGGAUUUUGCUAAAGGAAAUCAAGAAAUCUUAGAAGUUUUAAAAAAAGGUAAAGAACAACGAGAAAAUGAAAGAUUGACAAUGAACCAGGCUAUGAUGUUAAAGGCUGAAAAUGAUAAGAAAAAGUUAGAACUUCAGCAAGAACGACAAGAGAAAGAAAUUAUGCUAGUUGAUCUGGAAGCUAUUACCGAUCCAACAAAACGCGAAUAUUUUCGAAAUAAACAACAACAGAUUUUAAAUAGAAAUAUAACUAGGGGUUCCUCAUCUGAUAUUCCUAAUCCUGAAUACAGUUACGCAGGAAGUCAAUACGGAAUACCUGACUACAGAGGAGGUGGAUACGGAGGAGUUGACUUUCCAGACUUUUAGUAUUUUCAUGUAUUAUGUUUUUCCUAUUUGUCAUGUAAUUUUCAAUUCAUGUUUUUGCUUUCUAUGUAAUAGUCGUGGAUUUAGUAAUAUGAAUGUCUGUUUAAUUUAA
Messenger RNA from Asparagus officinalis (garden asparagus), 1113 nucleotides. Its product is annotated as glutathione S-transferase T3-like. Bases 21 to 1004 code for a protein of 327 amino acids. NCBI's taxonomy places the organism in Eukaryota, Viridiplantae, Streptophyta, Magnoliopsida, Asparagales, Asparagaceae. The transcript has 2 exons. The record is from RefSeq and is a predicted model, not a curated record.